Molecule: messenger RNA, 2265 nt
Organism: Prunus armeniaca (apricot)
Lineage: Eukaryota; Viridiplantae; Streptophyta; Magnoliopsida; Rosales; Rosaceae
Source: the annotation of a GenBank genome assembly
AUGACUCUCACGGCAACUCAUUGUGUCGCCUCAAUCCCAACAUACCCAAUCUGCAAGCAUCAACAUAAACCUCCUCGAUCUCUCUCCCGGCGGAUCUUAUCAAGAUCAAAUAGAGUCUCAAAUGUUAAAAUUCCGCAGUCGACCUCUUUAACCUUCGAGCCAAGAAACGAGUGUGAGUGCUUCAAUCUGUACGAGCAGCAGGUUCCAUAUGGUCAGGCGUGGGCUUGGCAGAAGAGCAUAGUUAACGAGAAAAAAACUUUGAUUCAGAGGAAUGAGGAUUGCUCAGACUCGCUGUUUGUUCUUCAGCAUCGUCCUGUGUAUACCUUGGGGACUGCUAGUUCAGAGCAGUUCCUUAAUUUUGACGUCAAGGACUCACUUUUCGACAUUUAUCGAACCGAACGUGGCGGUGAGGUUACAUAUCAUGGUCCUGGUCAGAUAGUUAUGUACCCCAUUAUGAAUCUCCGAAAUCACAAGAUGGAUCUUCAUUGGUACCUCAGGUCACUUGAGGAGGUGAUCAUCCGUGCUCUUUCAGAGACAUUUUGUAUCAAGGCAUCACGGCUUGAGGGCCUCACUGGUGUUUGGCAUGGAAACCAGAAACUGGCGGCCAUCGGAAUACGAGUAUCACAGUGGAUAACGUAUCAUGGCUUAGCGUUGAAUGUCACCACUGACUUAACCCCUUUUCGUUCGAUAGUGCCCUGUGGGUUACGAGACUAUCAGGUUGGAAGUGUUAGAGUUUUGCUGAAGGAAUUUCAGUCAUCUGCCGACUGCGAAAGAGCACGUCUACCUGAUCCUGACGAUGGCCAGCUACUUGAUAUUACUUGUAAAUCUUUGAUCAAAGAGUUUUCAGAAGUUUUCCAGAAACCCGAAUCUGCAAGAAAGAUUCACCACAGCCUCAGGAUUCAAGAUAUGUCAGGCAAAGAACCUGUGACAACCGCGAAAAGGCCCAAGGAAACAAAAACAGCCACAUCAUCACCAACCAAAACCACAAACAAAGCCAGCAUAAAACCUAAGAAAACAACCAACACAAAAGCAAAAUCCAAAACACCAAAGCCAAGAUCAAAAAGACUAGACGAUCCAAACUAUGUUCAAAUCAAAAGCAAUAUGCUCACUUUUCAGACCACAUUGAGCAACAUAAAAGACAGACUUAAUGCAAACAAACAGGCCCUCAGACACCUAGCCAAGACACCAUUUUGGAACCUAAUCAGUGCUUACAGAGAGGGCUACCUAACAAACACAAAUUGCAAAAAGUCUAACUAUGACAUUCUUAGACUAAUCAAUACCUACAACCCUGAGACCAAAAAAUUCAACUUUGGAGCUGGCAAUGAGUAUGCAAUUACAAGCCAAGAUGUGGCUGACAUCUUUGGGUUGCCGAACCAUGGCAAGCAGCUGCCAAACACAACAACAUCAACUAGACCGAAACUGGAUUUUGUGAACAAAUACUUCAUGGAAGUCGAAAAGAUCACCAAGACUGAAAUUGAUAGGUUUCUGGACAAAGCACUGGAGGAUGAGACACCUCAAGGGCCAAUGGAUGUCACAAGGUUCAUAAUUCUAGAGUUAUUCAUCAGCAACUUAUUCUGCAACUCAGGAUGUACACUAGCUUGGACAUAUGUGACAACAAUAAAUACCGUGAAAGAUAUGAAGCAAUAUAAUUGGGCAAAGGGAGUGCUGGACUACAUGCACUUUGGUUUGGACCAAGCAAUCAAGAACAAGAAAGACAAGAAAAAACAGCCAAGUGUCAGUGGAUGCCUUGUUCUAAUACUGUAUUGGUUGUGUCAAAGAGGUAAUUUGAUAAGUCCUAUUGUUGGAAGAGAAGGCAUGACUCCGGCAGCUGUGAGAUGGAGCCUUCCAGAGCUGAACGUGAAGCUAACUCAUUUGAAAAAUGAGCACAUUAAGAUAACCAUUGCUGAAAAUGAAGACGACAAUGAAGACAAAGAGAGUGAUAUCGAGCAUAAUGAUGGUGGAGAUGACGAAGAUAAUGAAGAGAAUCAAGACCAAUUGCUUAAACAACUGCAUAAAAGGUAUAAACAAGCGGCUCACGAUCAAGAAUCCAAAUUAACUUCGUAUGAUUGGUGCAAGGGUAAAAAACAGAAUACUUGCAAAGGGGAAAAUGAUAUUGCUCAGCAACAACUGUUUACCAGUGGUGAAACUGCGAAAAAAGAUGCAGAGGAAACAGUAUCUCAAAUCCAUGAGCAAAAGCAGGAAAAAAUGAAUGAACACAACAUGGAUGAAGACAUUGCAACUGACCAGAAUGAAAAAGUGGUAUAA